Messenger RNA from Gasterosteus aculeatus aculeatus (three-spined stickleback), 1447 nucleotides. The record is from RefSeq and is a predicted model, not a curated record. Lineage: Eukaryota; Metazoa; Chordata; Actinopteri; Perciformes; Gasterosteidae.
ACACACACACACAUUAAUAAACAAAACCUGUUUUAAUCCCUAAUGAAAAGCACCAAGCGGCCACAGAGUCUGCAAGCAAUUUCGGAUGCAAUUUUCAGUAUACUGCUAAAAAGUAAACUCCUCAGUCUUAAGGACUGUAUCACUUUUCAACACAGAUGUGAGACAUCUCCCGUGUGCCUUCAGGAUACUCAGGUUGCCUUCCCUUGCAGUGUUUGCUGUAUCCAUAGCAACAGAGCUCUUCUAUUUCCCCUCCACCGCCUUUACCAUUAUGGGAACAGGUGGAAGCACCUACAUGCUGUCGGUUUUAUUAGCUCACCGUGUUCUAACAGGACUUUCCCCGGUAAUGUGGGUUUGACACCAGGUAAGCAUGAACCAAACAGGGACAGUAAAGGAUAAAUGGGCCCAACCGGGCUGGAGGAUAGAGCAGAAAUAUUCAAACAAAGUGCUGUUAGGCAACUGGGCAGAAGAAAGACUUCAGUUCACGCGGGAGCCACAGACGGCAAACAGCACCAGUCGUGUGGACCACCGGCCCCACUGGGACUUCCAUCCAGACGUCUCUGAGAGGAGAGCUGCCCUGCUGAGAGCUGAGGGGCUUCCAUCCAAGCUGCUUUUUGGCCACGAUCGCUCACCCUCCUCUCAUUACUUGGUCACGCACUAUGCAGAGAGCUACCAGCGAAAGCGCACCAACAACCGACCCUGGCAUCCAGACAGCUUGACACGGCAGCUUGAGAGGUCCAAACGGCCAAUUUCUGCCCUUCCAACCAUCUCUGGCCCGCCGCAGUCCACAAAGAGUUUGCGUUUGGAAAAGCAGCAGUCGCUCCUCCCAGGACAGACUGUGUACACGUCGGCAUACCAGAGGCUCCCACUUAGCGCCUUCUGCCGAAGCCGCUUUGCACGGGCUCCGCGCACGCUCUCCAGCCACCUCCAUGACGCCAAUCACGGCAACAAGGACCUGAAUCUGAGGCGGCGCUCGCUACUACAAGCCCCAGAUCGUUGUUGGAGUCCACUUCCCCAAUCACAACAAUGUGGAUUAUGAAUUGCCUCCCAUGCUGCUUGGGUGAUUUCUCUGUAAUUUUGGUUGUAUGGUUCCUCUCUUGGGUAUUAGCUACAUGAAAGAGAACCCCCCCCCGACCCCCCUAGAGAAAUCCUUUUGAAAAAGUAAUUAAAAGAAUUCAGCAUGAUUCUGAUUAUGCCGCUGGGUGGACUGCUGUGAAUUUACUGUGUGUCGUGUGUUGAGUUGCAGAAAGUACAUAUAUGGAUACAUGUUUUGUUUUUGUCAACGCAGAGAAAGGAAAGCGCUAAAAACUACGUCCGCCCUUCCAGAGAAUAAUUACAUGCUAUUAUUCCUCUCCCCGCACACUGGAUAUGUGAAACGUAGACUGAGCCGUUGGUAUUACCCUCUGUAGGAAAUAUAAACCAAUAAAUCCAACAUGUGUCGAUGCCAUAA